Molecule: messenger RNA, 465 nt
Organism: Durotheca rogersii
Lineage: Eukaryota; Fungi; Ascomycota; Sordariomycetes; Xylariales; Xylariaceae
Product: Thioesterase/thiol ester dehydrase-isomerase
Exons: 1
Coding region: 1-465 (154 amino acids)
Molecular function (GO): fatty acyl-CoA hydrolase activity
Source: RefSeq, a predicted model, not a curated record
AUGGGGUCCGACGGCGCGGACGACGGCGCGGCCGUCCGAGCCCACAUCGAGCAGCUGGUGGCGGCGCAGCGGGAGAAGUCGCCGCUGUACGGGUUCCUGCUGGCGGGGGUGCGCGUCGCGGCGGCGUCGCGGGGGGCGGUGACGGCGCGGCUGGCGCUGACGCGCAACCACAUGAACUCGGCGGGCGGGCUCCACGGCGCGGCGUCGGCCGCGCUCGUCGACUGGGCCGGGGGCAUGGCGAUCGCCAGCUGGGACCUGCGCAGCCGCACGGGCGUCUCCGUCGACAUCCACGUCACCUACCUGUCCUCCGCCGCCGAGGGCGACGAGAUCGAGAUCGCCGCCACCGCCGACCGCGUCGGCGGCGCCCUCGCCUUCACCCGCGUCGUCAUCGCCAAGGUCGUCGACGGCCUGCCCGGCCCCGUCAUCGCGAACGGCUCCCACACGAAGUACGCCAAGCAGCGGUAG